Molecule: messenger RNA, 759 nt
Organism: Colletotrichum costaricense
Lineage: Eukaryota; Fungi; Ascomycota; Sordariomycetes; Glomerellales; Glomerellaceae
Exons: 1
Coding region: 1-759 (252 amino acids)
Source: RefSeq, a predicted model, not a curated record
AUGGCUGAACCCUCCGCGACACAGCCCAAGGGCGACGACAAGAAGCGAAAAUCAUCAACGGUAGCAGCCGGCUCGUCCGCCGCAGUCGUCUCAAAGAAGAGCAAAGCAACGGAGACAAUGACGAAGACAACGACGAAGACAACGACGACAAACACAAGCGCAAGCGCGAGCUCGAGCGCAAACGUCAAUGGUCCGACGACCCCUCUAUCCCCCUCGCACGAAGCCCUCCUCGCGGACCUCAGAUCCAAAUACGACGUCCUCCCCGCCUUCACCAUCUCCUCCACCAAGAUCCAGAAGCGCGUGACCUGGCUGCUGCAGCACCUGCGCAAAGACGACGGCGAUCCGAGGAGGCGCGUCGUGCUCGUCUACGCGCGGCCGGGCGAGGUCGCCAAGAUGAUUUCGAUUGUGGAGACUGUGAAGCGCAUCGCUGCGGCGGAGAAGAAGAGCGUGGACGGAAAGGACGGGGAAGAGAGCGGCGGCAAGUGGUAUCAGUACAACCUCAUGUACGAGCUGCCGCCGAAACCUGAUGUCGUGGAAGAUACGGUGCUAGGCGGCGGCGGCGGAACGCAGGAUGGCUCGGAUGAUGAGGACAGAGACGAAGACGAUUUCGAGGUUAUGAAGACCCGGUUCGAGAGAGCUGUGUUGCCGCAGCCGGUGAAGCGUGCGGCCAAGUCGCUGAGCAUAUUCCUUUCGUUGACGCCCGUGCCGGAACUCAAGGCCCGAGGGGAUGUUACGACGCAGACGAACACGGCGCAGUGA